Molecule: messenger RNA, 3612 nt
Organism: Laccaria bicolor S238N-H82
Lineage: Eukaryota; Fungi; Basidiomycota; Agaricomycetes; Agaricales; Hydnangiaceae
Exons: 8
Coding region: 1-3612 (1203 amino acids)
Source: RefSeq, a predicted model, not a curated record
AUGGCUACAACCAGUCCAACUUCGUCUAGGCCCUCUCCUCUGGUCGCAUCUGCAAGCGAAAGCGAGAUAGCGUCGGAGCUUCUCGGUGAAGCUCCAGCACCAAUUCAACCUGGAACCUCGGCUGAGGCGGCGUUGCUGGCACAGUCGCCGCAAGUUAUGGAAGCGGCUGCGUCCGUCGCAACAGCUGACGACACUAAUUCUGCACUGGAACCAUCAAAAAAUGAAUGUGGGGCAUCAAACAUCGAGUCAGGGCCUCAAGGCAUCGACCCAGUGGCUUCCAAUGAUUCUCUAACCGUCACGUCGGCUUCCGCGGCAGUACCAGACGACGCAAAUUCUACUUUGGAGGCCAUAAACAGUGGACUCAGAACAUCCAUUGUCGAGUCAGGGCCUGAAGACAUGGCGGGGAUUGACCCCGCUGUCGGUGAUGCUUCGGAACCCAAUUACCCUCCUAUUAUAUACGCUCCGGUGGACGACCAGAAUAUGGAGACGGUGCAGCCCGGCGACGGAGUGAAGUGGGAUUGUCCGCAGACCAAUAUGGACUAUGAAAUGGGGGACGCCGAAAAUGGGGAGGAUGAGGACGACGAGGAUGAUGAUGAGGAUGAGGAAGACGAGGAUGAGGGAUCGUCGGAGGUUUCAGAGGGUGGAGAUUUGAUCGAAGAGCUGGACGAUGCCUUGAGUGGUGACUUCAACUUCAAGGGAAACGCGUACUACUCAGCUAAGCUUCCUCAUGCUCCAAAUCCCUGCUUGAGCAUUGAAGGCUUGGGCAUGGUUGGACUUCCUCUAAGUGAGAGGGAUGCAAAAUCUAUUAUCUCCUGCUCCGCACAGGCUCCGUUUGGACAUGGAGAGCGUACCGUGGUCGAUAGGGAAGUCAGAGACACCUGGGAGAUCGAACCCUCGAACCUCAAAUUCCUCAACCCUGCAUGGGAACCAUAUAUUCAAAACUUGGCAAUGACGUCGGUUUGGCAAGGACUUGGUGUUGUGCCUUACUCUACCUUGCCGAAAUGCGAGUUGUACAAGCUUCUUCUCUAUGAAACCGGUUCGCAAUCCCGCAUUAUGGCUGACGACUUUUUCAGCUUCCUUCCUCAUCAAGACACUCAAAAGGCGGAUGGGAUGUUCGCCACCCUCAUCAUCGUAUUACCAUCCUUGUAUACGGGGGGUGAGGUCCACGUAACACAUGCGUCAAAAACGAUGGUAAUCGACCUAUCACCCAACUCGCUCCUCAGCACCUGCGCACUUGCUUGGUACACGGAUGUAAAGCACGAAGUGAAGCCCGUGACGUCCGGGUACCGGCUGGCCUUGUCGUACAAUCUCAUCCAUACUUCACCUGGUGUCCCCAUCCCUUCUCUUCCCAACAUGAAUUCCGCUGUCAAUGAAAUCCGGCGCGUCCUCCACAAGUGGAGUAAAGACGCAUAUGAGGAACCCCCGAUGUCGACGCAGAUUGUUGCGUACCUUCUCAAACACCAGUAUAGUCCCGCCAAUUUCGCUUCUGGCGCUGCAACGCUGAAAGGUGAAGACGCCCACAAGGUAGCUCACCUUCGGCCGGUUGCGGAGGAGUUGGGCUAUGUGGUCUGUCUUGCAAAUCUGAAAUACACCAUGACCGGAUCCGCGGACGACGACUACGGGUAUCGAAGUCACGGUGGCUGGAAACGUCAUAGGUAUUAUGAUGAUUAUGAUGAGGAUCGAGGGGACCCCUCGAUGCUCGAGGUCGACGACGAGAGCCUGACUGUUAUGAACGUGGUUGAUCUGAAUGGUAACAAACUCCUUGGGCCUCAUAAACUCAACCUCGAUAAAGAGUGGCUCGUGCCGAAAGACCCCUUUGAAGGCCUGGAACCUGAUGACAAAGAAUAUGAAGGAUAUAUGGGCAACGGCGCGGGACAACUGGAAUACUUUUAUCAUCGAAGCGUGCUGCUGAUUUUGCACGGAGAACACGCCACAGAGACAUUUUUCUCUGCUGGGGGCGUACAUUACGCCCUCCAAAGGCUCAAAAUGUCUACCGCGGUACCCCCGACACAAGAGGACAGAAAGAUGGCGAAUCUCAUCCUCAAAAGCGUUAAACCGAAUGAUAAACUGACGUUAACAACGAUUGCGGACUACUCCUUGAAGUGGUUUGAUCCUACAAUGUGGAAAGCUGUUGUAGCAGCGAGCGGCUAUUCGCUACUAACCUUUGGAACAGAAAAGUGCCUCCAGGCGUGGACGGCCUUUUAUUUUGAGACUGUGCGUCCAAGCUUCGAGGAAAUGCUCAAACGAUCAACCCGGCUUCAGGAUCGGCUGCAAUUCAUCAAUUCCCUCCUUGCACAUGCGCCGGAAAACGAAAAGGACGCUGUUCAAACUUGGUGUGAAGUCCAAUCAACGCAAGCUCUUGGGUCAUAUGACUCGGCGUUGGUAGAGGACAUCCCCAUGAUACUCACAGUUGCAAAAGCGGGAGGGCUUUCAUGUGUUAGCGACGUGAUCUUACCCAACCUGAUUAAAAAGACCUCCACGUACCCUUUCUGGGUCGCGUUUAUCAAGGCGCUACAUGAAAACCGCGAUGAUCUUCCGGCUUCUAGGCCAGCCCCGGCUGAGACAGCGGCUAAUGGCGAAAACGAAACAGAGACGAGAAAGCAAGCUGUCAACAAACUAAUCGAACAAUGCCUCGAGGCGGCCAUACCGCAGUGGGAGGCUGUUGUCUCUCAACCUGGAUACCCAUACUACGGCCAGUCACAACCCGAUACCCGGAAGAUAGACCGGAUCGCCGAGCUUGUUGAGCUUUGCAUCCUGACGUCGUACAUGGGUCCUUGCGCGAAGCUUUUCGUCCUUGUCCUAAGGUGUAAAGGCGACUCCACCAGCAAGUUCCAGAAAAUUUACAUUCCGUUGAUCCCGCGUCUUCGGGAGCUCCUCGUAAAGACGAAAUCUGACAUAUGCACCUCCCCUUUCCUCGAUCUCAUGCAGCUGUUCAUCGCUACCUACCUCCGCGAUAUGCUGGGCACAAAAACGCGCAACAAUCGCUCGCAACUACGCAAAGUUGGCUGUGGCUGUGAAGAUUGUAACAGUUUGGACUCUUUCAUGUUGUUGGAUGCGGCGGAGCACACGUUUAGACUCGCACAAUACCGCCGAAGUCACUUGGAAACUCGACUCACGAACGCGAGGGAUUUGUGCACUUAUGUGACGGUGCGAAGCGGCACCCCGCAUCAAUUAGUGGUGAAGAAACACAAGGAGAUUGUCGAAGCUGCAAGAUGGGCUGGUCGGCAGAAGCAAGCUAGAGUUUUUCUGGCUUCGAUUGGCACCGACGACACCAUUGCUAAAAUUAUGGGCGGCCGUUAUGCAGACGUCAGAAGAGCUUUAGAUGGAGUGCAACCCUUUGCGGUCGCAGCUGGCUCAAAGGCUGGACCAUCCGGCCCUUCAGCUGGCUCAUCUAAUGCUGUUGCUGGACCUUCAGCGACCUCUACCACUGUUCCCGCAACACAAACUAUGUCGACGGCGAAUACCUUGCCAGGUGCAACUUCUGGCACCUCCAGCGCCACAGCAAUUCAGGCACUCGCCGCGAAUGUAAACAUUGCGGGAAAAAAGCGGAAGAAAACUCAGAACGUUCAACUUGGUCCGGUCAUUGAUUUGACGGAGGGCGACAGCUCUUGA